AGUCUGCUGUGAGCAGUGCUGCGGAGAGGACGUGCCGGCGGUGUCUCCUGCCACGGGCAGCCUUUGGAACUAUACGUGAUAUUGUGUUGGUUAUGUAAGAAAAUGUUAGUGACUGAAGGUCACGGAAUAUUGACUAGACUGGUUAUCGCCUAACAAAAGAACAUGAAUCCGGAGAGACUCAUCUGUGUGAAGAACCUCGUGUUUGAACAGUGGAUAAAGCAAUCUGCAUAGAGUGACUCCUCUGCCGGUGUACGCGGCUGUCACCAUGAAAAAACAAGUAUAGUGACGAUCGUUGAUGAGGGGUGUGAGAGAGAGAGAGAGAGAGAGAGAGAGGAGAGAAAGAGAGAGAGAGAGAGAGAGAGAGAGAGAGAGAGAGAGAGAGAGAGAGAGAGAGAGAGAGAGAGAGAGAGAGAGAGAGAGAGAGAGGGACAAUCUAUCACAUCUGGAAGACCAGCGAUAUUCACCCUUGACAAGAGAGCCAGUGUUAUCAGAAGACGCUGAUGAUGAAGAUGGUCUGGAGCAGUGUCCUCCUGCCCACCUUCCUCACCCUCACCUGCUGCCUUGCUGCCUUCUGUGCCGUGGGAGGGAGCAUGCUGCCGAACGCAACCCAGCCAGAGGCAGCCCGAGCGAGGCAGGAGGCCAGCAGCAGCCACCACAGGAGACACCAGCAGAAGCAGCAGGCACCCCUCGCUCUACCUGUACACCAUCAGAGCCAGCAGGCACCCCUCGCACUACUUGUACACCAGCAGAGCCAGCAGGCACCCCUCGCCCUGCCCGUACACCAGCGGAGCCAGCAGGCACCCCUCGCUCUGCCCGUACACCAUCAGAGCCAGCAGGCACCCCUCGCCCUACCUGUACACAAGCUCCUGGUCAGUGGCACUAACUACAGCAGGGACGCUGAUGGCACUCUCGACGGGCCUUACUUCCUCACGCCACUUGACAGUCAUCUCACUACCAGGGCGGGUCAGGCUGCUGUCCUCACCUGUGUUGUUAAGCAACUGGGCAACAGACAGGUGUCGUGGAUCAGGGGUCGCGAUCUACACGUGCUCAGCUCAGGUCAGGUGACCUUCUCAUCAGACUCGCGGGUCAGCGUCACUCACCUGAAGGACUCGUGGGCCCUCACCAUCAGAUACUCUCAGCCCCGAGACGCCGGGAGCUACUCCUGCCAGGUCAACACCCAGCCCCCCCUCGCCUCCUGGUACAACCUCACCGUCGUAGAGGCUCGGGCCAACAUCUUGGGGAAGGAGACGAUGUACGUCCAGAUGGGCAGCACCGUCAGUCUUGAGUGUGUCAUCAAGGAGGAGCUGGUCAUCCCUGGACUGGUGCUGUGGUACCAGGGCGACAGGCUGGUGGACCGGGACUCCGGGAGGGUCAAGGUGGUCACCAUUGUGGGUAACGUGACCACCAGUACACUGACGGUGGCCGGGGCCACGCGCCAUGACUCAGGCAACUAUUCCUGCUGGCCUUCUGCAGGCCGCCCUGACAACGUCAUCGUCCACGUCAUACAAGGUGAUCCGCCAGCGGCCAUGCAGCAUGGCAACUCAGCCACCUGGGUCACCACCCUCCUGCUGGUGCCCGUCGCAUCCUCUCUCACCUCCCUGCUGCUCCUGCUGACGUGACACUGAUCGGCGCUACUGCUCCUCCUC
Procambarus clarkii (red swamp crayfish) is the source of this 1646-nucleotide messenger RNA. Its product is annotated as zwei Ig domain protein zig-8. The record is from RefSeq and is a predicted model, not a curated record. Gene Ontology annotation, cellular component: neuron projection membrane. Lineage: Eukaryota; Metazoa; Arthropoda; Malacostraca; Decapoda; Cambaridae. Gene Ontology annotation, biological process: synapse organization.